AUGGCCGAUCCCCGUGUUGAAGAACUCCCCGAUGAUGAGGUCCCCAAGACCAACGUUGAGGAGGGCAGCGACUCUGACUCCGAGGCUGGCGAGGGCGAGGCUUCCAUCCCCGGCGGCGCCUCCGUCACCAUCCACUCCCGUAACGAGAAGAAGGCUCGCAAGGCCAUCGCUAAGCUUGGCCUGAAGCACGUCCCCGGCAUCACCCGUGUCACUCUCCGCCGCCCCAAGAACAUUCUUUUCGUCGUCAACCAGCCCGAUGUCUACCGCUCUCCCAACAGCAACACCUGGAUCAUCUUCGGUGAGGCCAAGAUCGAGGACCUGAACGCCCAGGCCCAGGCUUCCGCCGCUCAGCAGCUCGCUGCUGCUGAGGCUGCCGGUGACCACGCUGGUCACGACCACGACCACGACCACGGCAAGGGCAAGGCCCCUGAGGCUGAAGCUAAGAAGGACGAGGAGGAGGAUGACGGUGCCCCCGUCGACGAGUCUGGCCUUGAGGCCAAGGAUAUCGAACUUGUCAUGGCACAGGCCAACGUUUCCCGCAAGAAGGCCGUCAACGCUCUUCGGGAGAAUGACAAUGAUAUUGUCAACUCCAUCAUGGCUCUCAGCAUAUGA
Messenger RNA from Penicillium chermesinum, 612 nucleotides. Its product is annotated as nascent polypeptide-associated complex subunit alpha. Gene Ontology annotation, cellular component: cytoplasm; nascent polypeptide-associated complex. Gene Ontology annotation, biological process: protein targeting to membrane. The transcript has 3 exons. NCBI's taxonomy places the organism in Eukaryota, Fungi, Ascomycota, Eurotiomycetes, Eurotiales, Aspergillaceae. The record is from RefSeq and is a predicted model, not a curated record. The coding region runs from base 1 to 612 and encodes 203 amino acids.